Molecule: messenger RNA, 774 nt
Organism: Aspergillus alliaceus
Lineage: Eukaryota; Fungi; Ascomycota; Eurotiomycetes; Eurotiales; Aspergillaceae
Exons: 2
Coding region: 1-774 (257 amino acids)
Source: RefSeq, a predicted model, not a curated record
AUGAGCCCGGCCCAAAAAGGGCAGGUUGUUGAGGCACUGGAUGAAGUGCCCCUUGACUGGCUUGAUCGUGAUGAGAAACGCCCUCCAGUUGACAUUUUUGAGGAGCUUCAGGAAGCCAUGUCUCCUGCAUGGCGAGCAUGUAUCUGGUACAUUCAAUCAAUUCUAGUCCAAUGGCUGACUGUCCGACCCAUCGGUCCCAAGUCUAAUAUGGUUAAACUCCGCCACGGAGAAUCUGCUUGUGUCAUUCAUGUAAAACGGUAUGAGGUAAAGGCGGAGAUGUGUGAAAAUUACACUGUUGAAUCCCUAGUGGCGGAGUGCUAUCCAGCUCUGGUUGCAACCAAGACUACUAUCAAAAAAGCCAACCAGGCCGCUUGUGACGGGUGGCAGGUACCCGAAACACAUCUCCCCGUGUUGUCCCGGGUGAUCACAGUGACCGGCAUAGUGAUUGUGCAAAAGGCAUUGCGGUUGAAUCCGCAUCCCAAGGAGGUCAUUGCCAUGGAGCGGAAGAAGGCCUAUUAUAUAGAUCGGGAAGUCAUUACCCGCCACAUUGGAAACAUUAGUGCUUACUUCGCAGUAACCAACAACACUUGGGGUAAAAAUAGGCUAGAUGUCUUGGCUCAGCCUGACAAGGCUUCUCUUCCGCCCUACCUGCGGGGAUCCCGCAGUCGGCGCCAAUCGGAUCCUUCCACGGCCUACGGGUCGCAGAGAUACUAUCGAUCUGACGUGAUUUCAAGUGCUUGGCACGUAACCCUAAUCUACGAAGAUUUUCAGUAA